CCGCGCAUCGUCAUUUCUUCCUCGCUUCUGGCAUAUAAAUACAUUUUCUCUACUCUAUUCUCUCUCCCAAUCCUCUCGAAAUAUCUUCUUUACUUUCUCUGUGUAGAUCUUUUUCCUGUUCAUGGCGACUAGUUUUGCUCCUGUUUCAAUCUCAGGUGGUUCUCAAUUGAAGGCACAUGAACUUUGGACCUCAAGGUCCAAUUCAUUAGCAAAAACAUCGAAACUGAUAGUUCAAAGGAAGUCAAACCAGGUGGGAAAUCGCAAGUUGGCUGUUCGUGCAGAAUACAAUGAUGGUAGUAGGGGUGGCGGCAGUGAUUUUGUUGCUGGUUUCUUUUUAGGAGGUGCCAUAUUUGGAACUUUAGCUUAUAUUUUUGCUCCUCAGAUUAGAAGAUCCCUGCUAAAUGAAGAUGAGUAUGGGUUUCGGAGGGCCAAGCGACCAAUAUACUAUGAUGAAGGUUUUGAGAAGACUAGGGAGACCUUGAAUGCAAAAAUAAGCCAACUGAAUUCUGCUAUUGACAAUGUAUCCUCACGUUUGAGAGGUGGCAAUAACUCACCUGCUGUGCCUGUCGAAACUGAUUCUGAGGUAGAAGCUACCAUGUGAGAUUAGUUUAUGUUUCUUCAUCAUGAUCUCUGAGAUUGCAAGCCAUUUGAAAAACAGAUAUGUAACUCUAUUGCCACUGUGCAUAUCGGAGGAUUAGCUUUUUUCUUUGUUUAAACCAGAAUGCAAAGUGUUAUAGUUAGCAUUAUUGCCGCAUACAACGCUGGCUUUUUCAUGUGCACUUGAGAAUUUGAGGAUUUAUAGUAGCUUCCAGCGGCUGUUCUGCCC
Manihot esculenta (cassava) is the source of this 826-nucleotide messenger RNA. RefSeq lists its product as uncharacterized. NCBI's taxonomy places the organism in Eukaryota, Viridiplantae, Streptophyta, Magnoliopsida, Malpighiales, Euphorbiaceae. The record is from RefSeq and is a predicted model, not a curated record. Gene Ontology annotation, cellular component: chloroplast thylakoid membrane; chloroplast inner membrane. The transcript has 5 exons. Bases 122 to 601 code for a protein of 159 amino acids.